This is a messenger RNA of Panicum hallii, 583 nucleotides long. RefSeq lists its product as uncharacterized. Gene Ontology annotation, molecular function: protein binding. The transcript is spliced from 4 exons. Lineage: Eukaryota; Viridiplantae; Streptophyta; Magnoliopsida; Poales; Poaceae. Bases 188 to 562 code for a protein of 124 amino acids. The record is from RefSeq and is a predicted model, not a curated record.
AACUGACUGACGGCCCGCUUCCGAUCCGCGGAUCCGCCCUUUCCUCCCGGCUUCCCCUGAUUCCCACCCACUCCGCCGCUCCCCGAGCCUCAUCGGAGAGCCCCGAUCGGACGCCCUCCACUUCUGCAGUAUCGUCGGAGUCGGAUCCGCCUGUUCCCCUCUCGCCGACCCUCCGAGAAAGCGAACAAUGAUGGUGACUGCACAGCCUUUGUCUUGGUCGGACCUCCCUCCUGAGCUCCUAGGCCUUGUCCUCAAGCGCCUCCCAUCCCUAGCUGAUCGUGUUCGACUGAGAGCAGUCUGCCACCCAUGGCUCGCCCUCCUCGAUGGGACAUUCCUGAGCAUACCGGAUGGUGAAAUUAUUGAAAUGCCUGUACCAGAUGAUGCUUGUUGCUGUGGCUCUGUAGACAACUGGCUCUUCCUUGUGCACAGUGAUGCCGACGAUGUGACCAAGGAGGAGCAGUACCGCGAGCCGGAGCCCGAAGACACGUACCUCGAGGAGGAGCUUCCGGAAGGCUUUGAGGACGAGGAGGAUCCGAACUUCGUUCCUGAAGACGUCGAGUAGGUCGCCGUCCUGCACCCAACC